Molecule: messenger RNA, 2590 nt
Organism: Amoebophrya sp. A120
Lineage: Eukaryota; Dinophyceae; Syndiniales; Amoebophryaceae
Source: the annotation of a GenBank genome assembly
CGCAAUUCGUAUAUGAAAAUGAGUAUGAAACGCUAAGGCAUCCGUAACUCGUCGUUCCUUUUCAUCGUGAUCCUUCGUACCGUCUUCGUACUCAUAGAACGCAUCUCGACGACGUCCAAACAUUUACAGCUUGUCACCUGGUGCACUUGUGGCAAUCGUUGCAAGAAACUCGCUCAGCAUUAACUUGAAACGCACUCCCUAUAAUCCAGCGAGAAGCACCAAUGAACCAAAUUUAUCUCCAUUCAAAAAAACAGCUUGGUGUUGUGUCUUUUCCACGGUGUCAAGGCGCUUUUUUUUUUGUUCACUAUCGGGAAGCUAGAACGUGAGUAUAUGUAGUUUUGAUUUUAGCAUUGGGAAACUACCGACAGCAUAGCACUUUUCUACUGGGAUAUUAAUUUGUUCACAUAUUACUACACGCACUACGACUACCCUACACGUAAAAGUACAAUGUUUCUAUCGCUUCUGAAACUCAAUAAACGCAUCAUCACUUCUUACAUUCAACAUUUUCAUCCUGCUCCUCGCAUGGUCACAAGUUCCUUCUGCUAGUGCAAUUGAUUUCAAUUUGUGCACAUAUAUAGCACAUUAAAUUUCUAUCAUGUCCCGCGUCCGGUUCCAACAGACGGAGUCCAGCCGACAAAAAUCCCGGUCCCCCCUACCGUCCCCGGAUAGACGUGGUCAACAAGGAAAUGCCGCAACUUUGUUGGAGGACGACGAUGAAAACGAAGAAGGUGGACAUCAUGUCUCUCGCUCGGUUGUAGAUGCCGGGCCUGCGUCUGCCAUAACGGGUAAGAAUGAUGUCAAAUCCCCAACAUCAACUACUCCACGGACGAAGAUGAACCAGAACAAAGCUUCAAAGACGAAAGCCAGUAUCUCCGACCUCCUCGAAGAAAUCUCCGCCGCGAAGCGGCCAUCUGCUUUGUCGAAGACAAAAUCCACAACGCUCCCAAAACUCGAAGACGCCCUCCCGCCGAGGGACCCGCUGAAGAAUUUCAGCCGGAAAGACUUGCAGAAUUUACAGCUACGAAUCACCGAAAACGUCAAACAGUCGCAGCUGGAGAAGAACUGGAAGCAGAGCGACAAGAUCGGGAAGUUUUUUAUCGAUCCAGCAAUUAACAGUCUUUUUCUACCGGUUGGGAGAGAGGAAACCACCUGGGAAAUCGAGCGGAAAAUGCACGCGAGAAGGUCAACCCGCUCCUAUCGAGAGUUACCCGACGACGGGAGGCGGCGGUUGCGUCUGCACUACUUCGAUAAGAAAGAGGAAUACACGAAGUUGAGACGAGAAAAAACCGUGUCGGAGCACGUGUUCACGAAGGAAGAAGUACGGAGAAGGGCAAUACUGGAGAAGGAUUUGAUGCGGAAGCAACACCCCCUCUACGUGAACAAAAUGCGACAGUUGACCUACGACAACGCUGUUGCGAAAGAGAAGUAUUUGCAGGCGAUUGCAGCGGAAGAAGCGGAACAGGAAGCGAGGUUGCAAGGGGAAGCGGAAUUUGAACUGCUACAGGGGGCUAGGAAGGAAGUGCUCGCGAAGCAAGCGACAGCUGCAUCGUUGGAGGGUAAUGAGCAACAAGCUCUGGCGGGUAAUCCUAAUCUUGACGGCCCCGGUGGAUCGGCAGCCGGAAGUGGCGUAAAGAAACAAGGAACAGCAGUAGGAACGGGGACUGGUUCGCAAGUGCACGACGAAAGAACUGAGAUGCAGAUGAACGAGCGGAAAAGCAACCGAUCAAGCGUAACAAAUUCCCGGCCAACUUCGCCCAGUCCUGGUGAAGAGAAGAAUAGAAAAACUACGCAGUCGAAAAUCAAACCCCCGAAACUGCUCCCCUUACCGAAUUCCAGCACGGCCGCUGUUCCGAACACACAGAUAAAGAACUACUGGAAGACGGUUGACAUGUCCACGCGGGGGAAUUCGUUCGAGGAAAAAUAUCCGUGGAAAGCAAAGGAGGAGAAGCGGGACCUUUACCAGGACGGCUUCUAUGAAAAACAAGUGAAGUUGGUCAAUAAUUUGGACGCAAGGAAACAGGGCGGGUUGCAUAAAGACAAUCACGCAGCGGCACCAGGGUCGAAUAAAACGAAACUGUGAUGAUGGGAGACAGAUUCAUUUGUGGUUUCACAGACGAGCAUUAGUAGGUUAGUACUACACAUUUUUUCUUUAGUUUUCGUUAAUCAUUCACAUGGGAAUUGUUUUAGGUUUCGCGCAUAUAUAUACACAGUUUUCAAACUUCCCUUUGGGAUUUUAGUUUUCAAUAUACACAGUUUUACCAGCAUGGGAAAUAAUCAUAAAAUGGGAAAAUACAGUACAACACGGGCAAUUACCGAGAGGACCGGAGAUCAUGCGCAUAAUGCACCACAUUCGUCACAGUUAGAAGCAGUAGUUUCUAUCCGAGACUACUUACAAUCUUUCGCUCUGUUUCUGAUUGAUGAAGCUUCAUUUUCUAUUACUUGUUUUUUGUCGUCCUCUUUCUCACUAGUAUCCCUUGUUCGAUGUAAGACAGUGAGUUGUACGCAGAUGUACCUGUGCACAUGAGUAUCAGUAAAACUUCUGUCCCGGUGACACGGUAGUUGUUGUAAAUUAUUAUUUGUCGAUGAUGAU